CACCAAAAUAUUCUUAAAAUAUAUGACAUAAUUUAUGACAAAUAACAAAAGCGAUUUGGAGAAAUUAUCUAUUUAAUAUCUAUUUGUUUAUCUAUAAUGAAAUCUUCAAUAUCUACAUAGUAAGUCCUUAUUUUCCAGUUGAUCUGAAUAAAAUUAUUAAAAGCAGUCAAGAAUUGACAGUCAUGUAGGUUUAGCUCAUAAUGUAUUAAUUAUGUAAAGGACUUUAUUAUUCACAUUCCUCUGGUUCAAUACAUAGAGAUAUCAAACCUGGAAAUAUUUUAGCUAAUGAAAAAUGUGAAGUUUGUUAUUGCGAUUUUGGUUUUGCUAGAAAAUAUGAUGAAUUGUAUGAUUAAUUUGAAGAAAAUAUGACAGAAUAUGUAGUUACUAGAUACUAUCGAGCUCCAGAAAUUAUGUUAUCUAGUUAAUAAUAUUCUAAGCCUGUAGAUAUUUGGUCAUUAGGAUGCACUUUUGCAGAACUUAUGAGUCGUAAAACACUCUUUAAUGCUCCUAAUUAUAUACAAAUGGUUAAAAUGUUCUUUAAUAUUCUCGGAAAACCAUCUGAUCAUGAACUCAAUCAAUUUGUUACUAAUGAAGAUACACAUUCGUUUUUAUAAACUUUACCAUCAAAACCUAAAUAACCUGCUUCAAAUAAUGUACCUUAUCCAGAUGCCAAAGCAUAAGAUUUACUAGAUUAGAUGCUUGAAAUCAACCCUAAAAAUAGAAUUACUGCUUCAAAAGUAUAUAAUGCCUUAUAUUAGUGUCUAGAACAUCCUUUUUUUCAUUCCAUCAGAGAUGAAGCUUAAGAAAUAACAUUUCAAGGCAAUUUAGAAUGUGAUUUUGAAAAUGAUGAUGCUAUCACUUUAGAUAACUUGAAAUAAUUAAUUCUUAUUGAAAUAAAUCAC
Molecule: messenger RNA, 902 nt
Organism: Paramecium sonneborni
Lineage: Eukaryota; Ciliophora; Oligohymenophorea; Peniculida; Parameciidae
Source: the annotation of a GenBank genome assembly